AUGAAUUAUGAUUUUACAUUGCAAACGUAGUUCAUGUAGAAAAAGAUUGUAAAGUAGCAAAUACCUCUUUUUUCUAUUGAGUAUGCAUGGUUUCAUUUAGUUUAUUGGUGGUAAAAUGUCCACGUCAGAGUCUGGUGUGGGAUGUAUUAGUGAAGUUACACUUGCAAUUAGUAAAGCAAGGGGUUCUCAGACAGGCAAUCUAAGAGUUCUUGAUAGUCCGGACUCUGAUGGAUCUGGCCAUUCAAAUUCAUUUACUGUACAACGUUUUAAUUAUCCUGACAAUGAUAAUGCAAAUUCAGAUAUUUUGCAUCCUCCAUUGACUAGUGAUGAUUUAAGAAUACCAAUUGUUGGAUAUGAAGUUAUGGAAGAGAGAGCUAGAUUUACGAUUUAUAAAUUACGAGUAGAAUUAAAAAAUGGAGAUUGUUGGUUUGUAUUUAGAAGAUAUACAGAUUUUGUUCGUUUAUUAUCACAGUUAAGAAGACAAAAAAUUCCAAUUUCACAAUUAAGUUUGCCAAGGAAAAAAUGGCUUGGUGAUAAUUUUGCUCCAAGCUUUCUGGAGGAAAGGAUACGUGGUCUUCAAGCAUUUGUUAAUGGAAUAUUAAGUAGUCCCCUUCUUAUAGGAACUGCUUGUGUUAGAGAAUUUUUUUGUUUAGAUGAACCACCUGCUUUGUCUGAUACUGCAGAAGAAUCUAGAGCAAUUUUUGAAGCAUUAGAAGAUACAAUAUAUCAUUUAAGGCAACAAUUAAGAGAAAGAGAUGCUGCACUUACAGCUGAAACAGCUUUGUGUAAUGAAUUUCGGAAGAAGCUACAUCAAAUACUGAGUGAAAGGCAAACCUGUCCAAAAUGUGGUGCGUCUCAAUAA
Habropoda laboriosa is the source of this 862-nucleotide messenger RNA. RefSeq names its product sorting nexin-16 (gene Snx16). Gene Ontology annotation, biological process: endosome to lysosome transport; early endosome to late endosome transport; protein targeting to lysosome. Gene Ontology annotation, molecular function: phosphatidylinositol binding. NCBI's taxonomy places the organism in Eukaryota, Metazoa, Arthropoda, Insecta, Hymenoptera, Apidae. Bases 116 to 862 code for a protein of 248 amino acids. The transcript has 5 exons. Gene Ontology annotation, cellular component: early endosome; extrinsic component of endosome membrane; late endosome. The record is from RefSeq and is a predicted model, not a curated record.